Messenger RNA from Trichoderma harzianum CBS 226.95, 876 nucleotides. RefSeq lists its product as hypothetical. Lineage: Eukaryota; Fungi; Ascomycota; Sordariomycetes; Hypocreales; Hypocreaceae. Bases 1 to 876 code for a protein of 291 amino acids. The record is from RefSeq and is a predicted model, not a curated record. The transcript is spliced from 2 exons.
AUGCGAGACACUUGGGUACCUUUUGUGCUGGGGCCGCAGGAUGAUUGGUCUAAAGUGACCAAUGGCGAAGAUCGCAAGAGAAUCCAGAAUCGACUCUCACAAAGAGCCAGAAGAGCUCAACUGAAAGCCAAGCGAUCACCGCCCAAAACUAGCUUUGUAAGAGCCGUGGAUGAUGUUACAACACAAUCUUCACCCGAUACAGCAACUUCAUCUAGUAGUGUGCUGUCGCUGGUCGGCGACUUGAAUGGCGAAUCGCUUUUAUCAUCACCAGACGGCAGUAACACCGCAUAUCCUUUGGCAACAAUAACAGAGGCUGGUACUGAUGAAGACAUACCCACUCAGUCUCGGCCAACUGAAGCUUUAGUCACAACAUCGCGUCAUUCACUACCUUAUCCUGAAACUCCACCGCUCAACCUGAACCAAGAAUUCCUUUUCCUAACGUCAACCAACAUUAUUGCUGCUUAUAUAGCAAACGCAACUCUGCUUCAGAUUUCUUGCACCACAACGCACCCCCGGACUUUCCACAUAACUACCUCCUCUGCGCCUGCAUCACUUGAACCUACGUUGUUACAGAAAACUAUUCCCCAUCCUCCGGUAAUAGACAUUAUACCAUUUCCUGGGGUUCGUAACCGGCUUAUUCGCUCCCUUGACGUCAUUGACCUGGGAAAACUGUCGCAAGAUUUGGUUGAUGGUGCGUUCCGAGUUUGGGGUCACGCAGCGUGGGACGGCAUGGGGUGGGAGGUUACUGAGGCUUUUGCCAGAAGGUGGUGGUUUCUUAUGGAUGAGCAAUUAAUCAGCGUGACGAAUUUCUGGAGAAGGCAGAGACUGGAGAACGAACUAAUCAUGAGAAAUGACGAAGUGUCCGUCGAGACGUAG